AUGAUGAGUUCCCAAUAAUUGAGAAAAAAUCUUGGCAUUUUUAACCAAUCUCACAGAUUAGAGAGUCAUUAAGAUGAUGAUUAAAAGUUUAAUUCUGAUAAUUAGAUUGACUACAAUGAUAAGCGCUUUUAGAAGGAAUUGGGAAUGUUUAGAGCAUUUACCUUUUCUUUAUUAUUGGUACUAUUAAUUGUAAUGAUAGUAUACAUGAACUAUAUUUUACUUGGACAAUUUUUUUUCUGCUUAUUCCUGUCUAUAAUCACUGCUACAUCUUUGAGACCAUAUAAAGAUAGAUUUAUCAAUUAUUGCUACAAAUCAGUGAAGGAAACUGAUUUUUUAUUGAGCAAAUCAAAUAUUUACUCUCUAAUUAAGGCACUUGUAAUCUUACUACACUAUUAUUACCUCAAUGGUUAGAUAUUUAUGGCUCUAAAGUUAAUAACAUCUGAUAUAAGACAAGCAUUGGAAAAAAAGCUAGAGAAAGGAAAGCUUCACAAAGUGACUAUAUUUAACUUUGUUCUAAGACUUUUCCUGACUAUUCUAAUUCUACUGCUUAGAAAAUCAAAAGUUCUUGAUUUUUUCCUUGGUAGUCAUAAAACAAAUUUCAAGGCUCUUCUUAGGAGUUAAUUUCAAUUACAAGUUACCUAGAGUACUGGCAUUGAGAAUUUGCUAAGGCAGUAUAACCUCAGAGAUGUUGAUGCUACUUUUAACUAGUAUCUAAAGGUAUCUGUAGACUAUCUCAAAAGAAACACUAAUCUAAGCCUACCUGAUGAAUUUGAUCAUGCAAAUGUGACAGACAUUGUUGACCUAAUUAAAGACAUAAUAAAACAACCUCAAAAAAUUCAUCCUGAUUUCCCCCCAGAAUGGAAUAAAUCAAUAAUAGACAAUGAUGAGAUGAUUAGGAAUUCUUAUGCUAGUGGUUUCAUCCCUUAAAAUGCUUACCCGUAUCUAGUUCUCAUUUAUACUGUACUCUAAUAAUUUGAUCUUACAUAACUAAUCAAUCAAGUAAUGACCUUCUUCAUGAAAAUAAACAGUUCAGCUUAUUCAUUGAUAAUGUUCGGAAUAUCAAAUGUUCUAGCCUUGCUGCUAACUCUGAGUAACUUUGCAUUCAAUGUGAUUCUUUAUUUUACUCUUGUCACUUAUCUUCUUCAGGAUGAGAAUGAUUUUAUUGAAAAGUUACUUUCGGUUAUUCCAGUUGAAAACUCAAUUAGGAAUAAAAUUGUGCAAACAGUCAAUGAAUCUAUUAAAGGUAUCUUCUUAAGUAAUAUUAAGAUAGCAGUGUUCCAAGCGAUAUAUACUUGGCUUUUGUUCGAUUAUUUUUAAAUAAAGUACUUAUACAUAUACGCCUUGAUUGCCUCAUUCUUUAAGAUUGUUCCCAUAGUUUCGACUUUUACAAUUGGCAUGCUCGGGGGGAAUGAGUGUAUUUAUGGGCUAUUAUGCUUUUGA
Stylonychia lemnae is the source of this 1440-nucleotide messenger RNA. The record is from the annotation of a GenBank genome assembly. NCBI's taxonomy places the organism in Eukaryota, Ciliophora, Spirotrichea, Sporadotrichida, Oxytrichidae.